Mytilinidion resinicola is the source of this 1050-nucleotide messenger RNA. RefSeq lists its product as uncharacterized. The annotation marks the transcript as partial. The transcript is spliced from 4 exons. Gene Ontology annotation, molecular function: magnesium ion transmembrane transporter activity. NCBI's taxonomy places the organism in Eukaryota, Fungi, Ascomycota, Dothideomycetes, Mytilinidiales, Mytilinidiaceae. Gene Ontology annotation, biological process: magnesium ion transport. Gene Ontology annotation, cellular component: membrane. The record is from RefSeq and is a predicted model, not a curated record.
AUGGUGGAGCUCUCCGCCGGCGCCAGCGUCGCUCUUGGAGUGAUUGUUGGACUGCUUUCCACCAGCGUUCAGAGCAUCGGCUUGACUCUCCAGCGGAAAUCGCACCUCCUGGAAGAAGAGAAAGAGGAUGGACACGCAAGAAGACCACCUUACAGGCGGCGCAGAUGGCAGCUGGGAAUGUUCAUGUUCGUCGUCUCAAAUCUGGUCGGGAGUACUAUACAAAUCACUACCCUACCGCUGCCGGUCCUUUCGACGUUACAAGCAUCUGGACUCGUUUUCAACUCCAUAUGCGCAUCAUUAAUACUCAGCGAACCGUUCACUCGAUACUCCCUCGUCGGUACGAUCCUGGUAGCCACUGGUGCGCUCCUGAUAGGGAUCUUCGGUGCACUCACGGAGCCUUCACACAAUCUUGACCAGUUGCUGUCUCUCCUUGGGAGACGCCAAUUCCUGCUCUGGAUUGGGGGUACGGCAUUCAUAGUCAUACUCAUCAUAAUCGGCACCUGGGCCCUGCAUCGUCUUUAUCCCCGGCCGACACCACGAAUACGCCUGGCGCGUGGCAUGCUGUUUGGCUGCAUCAGCGGUAUUCUCUCUGCACACUCCCUCCUAGUUGCUAAGAGCGCCGUGGAACUGCUCGUUCGGACUAUCGUGGACCGCCACAACGAGUUCAACCGGUGGCAAUCAUGGAUGAUUCUUCUUGGGCUGGUUGCGCUUGCUCUGUCACAGCUCUAUUACAUGCACCGUGGGUUGAAACUUUGCAGCACUAGCGUACUCUACCCGCUCGUAUUCUGCAUCUACAACAUCAUUGCGAUCCUGGACGGUCUGAUUUAUUUCCAUCAAUCUUCGAGACUAUCGGCAUUACACGCUGGACUGAUUGCCCUUGGAACCGUCAUACUCCUCUCGGGAGUUCUAGCGUUGAGCUGGAGGCUGGAUGAGUCUACACAUGAGCCUGCUUCACCGACGAUGCACAUAAAAUACAGGGGUCGUGUCCCAACGCCUCACAGUGCACUCACUCCUGGAAUGGGCCUUAUUCACCCGACCAUGUCUGAUGAA